AUGUUGGUAGUAUUGCGGCACGUAUACGAGCCCGCCGUGCAGCUGUGCAGAACGGACAGCGUGGUCAUCGCGAUGAUGGGCGAUGCGACGCUCUCCUGCUGGUCCCGUUACUUUGGCGGUUUUCCCGGUGUUUCUCGAAGUCUUCUGUUUGUACUUCUCGUUUUUUCGUAG
Molecule: messenger RNA, 171 nt
Organism: Microbotryum saponariae
Lineage: Eukaryota; Fungi; Basidiomycota; Microbotryomycetes; Microbotryales; Microbotryaceae
Source: the annotation of a GenBank genome assembly